AAACUCCACACACAUUACCAUUUUUCACAUCCUCUCAAAAUCAGAAAAGUAAAACGCACCACCGCCGCCACUCUUCGCCGGAAAAUGCUUUCCUUUUCUCCGGCGACACCCAAAACCACUACCAUAUCCACCCGUCUCCACCGGGAUCACCACACACUCUCCCACCACUCACAACCACCAUCUCACCUCCGGCCCACCAAACCCCAUCUCCGGCAGCGCCGCCACACACUCAAAAUCUCUGCCAUAGACGCUGCCCAACCUUUCGAUUACGAAUCAAAAAUCUCAACCCAGUUCGCCAAAUCAAAAACUCUCAAAAUUGCCAUUGUGGGGUUUGGAAAUUUCGGCCAGUUUUUAGCUAAAACCCUCGUCCGGCAAGGCCACGACGUCCUCGCCCAUUCGCGUACCGAUUACUCGAAUAUCGCAGCCGAAAUCGGGGUAUCGUUUUAUCCGAAUGCUGAUGAUCUUUGUGAGGAACACCCAGAGGUAAUUCUGUUAUGCACUUCAAUUUUAUCAACUGAUAAAGUACUUAGAUCAUUACCAUUACAAAGAUUAAAAAGAAGUACAUUAUUUGUUGAUGUGUUAUCUGUUAAAGAAUUUGCUAAAGAUUUGUUUUUACAAAUAUUGCCCUUAGAUUUCGAUAUAUUGUGUACUCAUCCUAUGUUUGGACCCGAAAGUGGUAAGAAUAGUUGGAAAGAUUUGCCCUUUGUGUACGAUAAAGUUAGGAUAGGUAACGACGAGUCGAGGGUUUCAAGGUGUGAGAAGUUUCUUGAUGCGUUUGCGCGAGAAGGGUGUGUGAUGAAAGAAAUGACGUGUGCAGAGCAUGAUCAGCACGCGGCGGAGAGUCAGUUUAUAACGCAUACGGUUGGGAGGAUAUUGGAGAAGUUGGAUUUGGAUAGUACGCCGAUUAAUACUAAAGGGUAUGAGAGGUUGUUGGAUUUGGUUGAGAAUACGUCGAGUGAUAGUUUUGAGUUGUAUUAUGGGUUGUUUAUGUAUAAUAAGAAUGCGAUGGAGCAGUUAGAAAGACUUGAUUUGGCGUUUGAGUCGUUGAAGAAGGAGUUGUUUGGUCAUUUGCAUGAUGUUUUGAGGAAGCAGUUGUUUGGGACGAAAGAACGGGCCUUGGGAGUUAUGCAGAAACCACGGGCUUUGUCGAAGCUGCCUCCUAAUGGGAAUGGACUUGUAUUGCCACCAGGAUCAGAUUCUACUACAAAUUAGGGCUGCACUCUAGUUUCUUAUUCAUGCUACAGAGCAGUUGUUAUGUUGUGCAAUGUGUUGUAUGGCUAAUGAGACAAAUGGGGAGGGUGAGUUCUCAAUUCGAAGUCAUAUUCCCUCAAUUGUAGAAGCUGCUAUCUGCAGUUUUAGUUCUUGGGUUCAUGUUGCGAGAAGAUGAGUAGGAAGACAUAAUUGUAGUAGGCAAUUUAAGUUAUUCUAUUUAUUUCUUUUUUUUUGAACAUUAUUCUAUUUAUUUCAUUUAUGUGUUUAUUCAAGAACCUGGGAUAUUAAUAAUGACUAAUGAGUUUAGUUGGGCUAA
This is a messenger RNA of Erigeron canadensis, 1528 nucleotides long. Its product is annotated as arogenate dehydrogenase 2, chloroplastic. Gene Ontology annotation, biological process: L-tyrosine biosynthetic process. The transcript has 2 exons. NCBI's taxonomy places the organism in Eukaryota, Viridiplantae, Streptophyta, Magnoliopsida, Asterales, Asteraceae. Gene Ontology annotation, molecular function: prephenate dehydrogenase (NADP+) activity; arogenate dehydrogenase (NADP+) activity; prephenate dehydrogenase (NAD+) activity. Bases 85 to 1212 code for a protein of 375 amino acids. The record is from RefSeq and is a predicted model, not a curated record.